Manihot esculenta (cassava) is the source of this 2362-nucleotide messenger RNA. RefSeq names its product heat shock cognate protein 80. NCBI's taxonomy places the organism in Eukaryota, Viridiplantae, Streptophyta, Magnoliopsida, Malpighiales, Euphorbiaceae. The record is from RefSeq and is a predicted model, not a curated record. Gene Ontology annotation, molecular function: ATP hydrolysis activity; ATP binding; ATP-dependent protein folding chaperone. The transcript has 3 exons. Gene Ontology annotation, biological process: cellular response to heat; protein stabilization; protein folding. Gene Ontology annotation, cellular component: plasma membrane; protein-containing complex; perinuclear region of cytoplasm. The coding region runs from base 102 to 2201 and encodes 699 amino acids.
ACCCCACUUUCUUCAUUUUGGUAGACUCAUUCUCAUCGGCUCUCAGGAUCUCUCUCUAAAUUCAUUUGGAAGUUUUCUCCAUCAUCAAAGUAUUGUCAUCAAUGGCGGACACUGAGACGUUUGCUUUUCAGGCUGAGAUCAACCAGUUGCUGAGUUUGAUCAUCAAUACUUUCUACAGCAACAAGGAAAUUUUUCUCCGUGAACUUAUCAGCAAUGCCUCCGAUGCUCUAGACAAAAUCAGAUUUGAGAGCUUAACAGACAAGAGCAAGCUUGAUGCUCAACCUGAGCUUUUCAUUCACAUUGUUCCUGACAAAACUAACAACACAUUGUCUAUAAUUGACAGUGGUAUUGGCAUGACCAAGGCCGACUUGGUGAACAAUCUUGGUACCAUUGCCAGAUCUGGUACCAAAGAAUUUAUGGAGGCCUUGGCUGCUGGAGCUGAUGUUAGUAUGAUUGGACAGUUUGGUGUUGGUUUCUACUCUGCUUACUUGGUUGCUGAGAAGGUCAUUGUGAUCACGAAGCACAAUGAUGAUGAACAGUAUGUCUGGGAAUCCCAGGCUGGAGGGUCAUUCACUGUAACUAGAGAUACUUCUGGUGAGAACCUUGGUAGAGGUACAAAAAUUACGCUCUUCCUCAAGGAAGACCAGCUUGAGUACCUUGAGGAGCGCCGACUCAAGGACCUGAUCAAGAAGCACUCAGAAUUCAUUAGCUACCCAAUCUCUCUCUGGAUUGAAAAGACUACUGAGAAGGAGAUUUCUGAUGACGAAGAUGAGGAGGACAAGAAGGACGAGGAAGGUGAAGUGGAGGAUGUUGAUGAGGAGAAGGAGAAAGAAGAGAAGAAAAAAAAGAAGAUCAAGGAGGUGUCCCAUGAAUGGUCAUUGGUGAACAAGCAGAAACCCAUCUGGAUGAGGAAGCCUGAGGAAAUAACAAAGGAAGAAUAUUCUGCUUUCUACAAGAGCCUUACCAAUGACUGGGAGGAGCAUUUGGCUGUGAAGCAUUUCUCUGUGGAGGGCCAACUUGAGUUCAAGGCUGUCCUCUUUGUUCCUAAGAGGGCACCAUUUGAUCUGUUUGACACAAGAAAGAAGCCUAACAACAUUAAGCUUUAUGUUCGACGUGUUUUCAUCAUGGACAAUUGUGAGGAGUUGAUUCCUGAGUAUCUAGGAUUCGUUAAGGGUAUUGUUGAUUCUGAGGACCUGCCUCUCAACAUUUCAAGAGAGAUGUUGCAACAGAACAAGAUCCUCAAAGUUAUCCGCAAGAACUUGGUAAAGAAGUGCAUUGAGCUUUUCUCUGAGAUUGCUGAAAACAAAGAAGACUACAACAAAUUCUAUGAGGCAUUCUCUAAGAACCUUAAGCUUGGCAUCCAUGAGGAUUCCCAGAACAAGACAAAGAUUGCUGAAUUGCUUCGAUAUCACUCCACCAAGAGUGGUGAUGAGAUGACCAGUCUCAAGGACUAUGUGACUAGGAUGAAGGAGGGCCAGAGUGAUAUCUACUACAUCACUGGUGAAAGCAAGAAGGCAGUUGAAAACUCCCCAUUCCUUGAGAAGUUGAAGAAGAAGGGCUAUGAGGUCCUCUUCAUGGUUGAUGCUAUUGAUGAGUAUGCUGUUGGUCAGCUCAAAGAGUUUGAGGGCAAAAAGCUUGUUUCAGCUACCAAGGAAGGUUUGAAAAUUGAUGAAAGUGAAGAUGAGAAGCAAAAGAAGGAACAACUGAAGCAGAAGUUUGAGGCUCUUUGCAAGGUUAUCAAGGAUGUGUUGGGAGAUAAAGUGGAGAAGGUUGUGGUCUCAGACCGUGUUGUUGAUUCUCCGUGCUGUUUGGUCACUGGGGAGUAUGGGUGGACUGCUAACAUGGAGAGAAUCAUGAGAGCUCAAGCUUUGCGGGACAGCAGCAUGGCUGGGUAUAUGUCCAGCAAGAAAACCAUGGAGAUCAACCCUGAGAAUCCUAUUAUGGAGGAACUGAGAAAGAGAGCUGAUGCUGACAAGAAUGAUAAGUCAGUGAAGGAUCUUGUGCUGCUGCUUUUCGAGACUGCCCUUCUCACAUCUGGCUUCAGCCUUGAUGAGCCCAACACCUUUGGCAACAGGAUCCACAGGAUGUUGAAGCUUGGAUUGAGCAUUGAUGAGGAUGCAGGUGAGGGAGAUGCUGACAUGCCAGUUCUGGAGGAAGCUGAUGCAGAUGCUGAGGGAUCUAAGAUGGAGGAAGUUGAUUAAGCCUUUUAGCCUAUCUUCUGAUCUUCUGAUUGAUUAUUUUUUACAUUAUGAUGUUGCGGUAGUCUCUAAUGGAUACCCUGAUAGUAUUUUGAAACUGCUCUAGAAUGUUUUUUUCUUUUUUUUUGAAAUAUUAUAUCUUCUUUUCCUCGCUGAGGCGGACA